Messenger RNA from Sitodiplosis mosellana (orange wheat blossom midge), 3278 nucleotides. It is a transcript of the gene TTLL5, whose product is annotated as tubulin polyglutamylase TTLL5. NCBI's taxonomy places the organism in Eukaryota, Metazoa, Arthropoda, Insecta, Diptera, Cecidomyiidae. The record is from RefSeq and is a predicted model, not a curated record. Gene Ontology annotation, cellular component: cilium. Gene Ontology annotation, molecular function: tubulin-glutamic acid ligase activity; tubulin binding. Gene Ontology annotation, biological process: microtubule cytoskeleton organization; protein polyglutamylation.
GGUGCUUAUCGAACACUCAACGUAAAUAAUGCCAUCGACAGCUGAGAACGGUCAUGGGGUGAGCGAAAGCACCAGUACAAAAAUUCUGCAAGACAUUGGUUUGAGUUUGAAUGCAACAUCAACGUCGGAAUGGAUAACUGGCGGUCCCGUCGGCACGAGAAGUGCGGUUUUAGUGUUCAAAACGUCAGCUUUGAUACGGAACAUACAAGACGACGAUGAAUCCGAUGAUUCACCAAACGCAUCAACAUCGUCAAGCGAAAAGUGUCGUUUUCCACCUGUUGCCGAUGCAAAAUCCACAUCACCAGCAAUACACGAAUCGGUGAAGCGGCUCGUUGCGCCCAAUUUCGACAUAUAUCGCAAGUGUAACGUUAAACCAAGCGGUUCGGUGUCAUCGUCAAGUGAAAAUUCGAUAUCAAGUGCCUGUGAAGAUCCAUCUGAUUUUGAAGCGGACAUCAUCAAAGCGGAAAAAUCAUGUUCGAACGAUCGAAAAACGAAUCGCUUAACUGCUGAUCUUACAAAAUCCGGAUUUAGCCCCGAUGAUGGUGAACAUGAGUUAAAGGCUAAUCCACCGGCUGAUGCAAUCGACGAUGCAUUCACAUCGAUCAAUGAUAUGCCGGCCGCUAUGCUUAAAAUGACCUAUAAAUUUACCAAUACCGAAACGAAAUUAUUAAAACGAAUUUUAUCUAGUCAUGGAUUGAAAGAGGCUAAAGAAUAUGAGAAAUUUAAUUUAUUAUGGACUGGCCUUCACAUGAAACCAGACAUCCUUAGAAGUUUACUGCCCUAUCAACGAGUUAAUCAUUUUCCUAGGUCUUAUGAAUUAACGCGGAAGGAUCGUUUGUAUAAAAAUAUCGAGAAAAUGCAACAAUUGCGUGGCAUGAAGCACUUUGACAUAGUGCCGAUAUCGUUUAUGUUACCGUUGGAAUACCGAGAUCUGGUGCAUGCACAUCGAUCGGGGCACAAAGGUCCGUGGAUUGUCAAACCGGCUGCAUCGAGUCGUGGUCGUGGCAUUUAUUUAGUGAAUACGCCCGAGCAAAUUCCGACCGACGAUCAAGUCAUUGUUUCGAAAUACAUCUCUGAUCCGCUGUGCAUCGAUGAGCAUAAAUGUGAUGUUCGACUGUAUGUGGUGGUAACAUCGUUCGAUCCAUUGGUCAUUUACCUUUACGAAGAGGGUUUAGUGCGUUUGGCUACCGUAAAAUACGAUAAAACAGCUGAAAAUCUAUGGAAUCCCUGCAUGCAUUUGUGCAACUACAGCAUUAACAAGUAUCAUUCGGAUUACAUCAAAGCAACUGAAAGUGAUGAGGAUGUUGGUCACAAGUGGACGUUUAGUGCACUUCUGCGACAUCUCAAGAAUCAGGGGAAUGAUACGACGCAAUUGAUGCAGGCCAUCGAAGACGUGAUCAUAAAAUCAAUUUUCGCCUGUUCACAGUCGAUUGUGUCGGCGUGCAAAAUGUUUGUGCCAAAUCAAAACAAUUGCUUCGAACUCUACGGUUUCGAUAUACUCAUCGAUAAUACGCUACGGCCGUGGUUGCUUGAAGUAAAUCUGUCGCCUUCACUCGGAAUCGACACGCCGUUAGAUACAAAAGUGAAGAGCGCCAUGCUCACCGACCUAUUGUCACUUGUGGGUGUACCAGCGCAAAGUCCGUCAGCAUCUCGGACUGCGGCUGAUGGAAAACUUCGUUUCAAGAGUCCGGCUGGUUCGGUGCCAGCAUCGGGUCGUCGACCAUACGUUGAAAUGAAAACAACAACUGCCUUUGGUGCAAGUAAGCGUCUCAAUUUGGGGCUGUCAGCUGAAGAGAAUCGAGUUCUGAGAAAUGUGCGGGCACAGCAUUCAAGACGCGGCGGAUUUAUUCGAAUUUUUCCCACACAAGACAGCAUGCAACGCUACGGAAUGUUUUUGGACACACACACCGGCAUUCCGAUGUCAAUCGUAAAUGGGAUUAGCAUGGCACCAGUUUUAACGAAUCACAAUUUCAAUUUGAUGCUUCACUCGCAACUGUACAGUGGAAUUUCGUCCGACGAAAAUAAUAUUGAAAUGCGAAUGAAGCAAUACGAACGAACGCUUGUCACCACCAAUGUUGACCAGAUAUUCAAAAGUAUCCCGGUGAAAAGUCAUCAUCAAGCGCAACAUUUGCGAAAGCAACUGCAAAAAGCCAUGGAAAAUGGCAAUGAAUUAACACUGCUGCAAGCUCGAAAGAUAUUCUCGUUGUAUAUGGAGUGUGUGCUCAAGCGGUUGAGUCAAGACAGUCGCGCCGAUACGAAGAAUCAACACGAAAAAUUCAUCUUGAAAUUCAUUACGCGAUCGGAUCUCACUAUAAAGCCGCCAAGUUUCAUGCGACAUCCCAAUGCGAGUAAGAUUCAAAGCAAGGAUCGAACGGCGAUUGUGGCCAAAUUGCUUGGCGAUUACUUGGAGGCAUUCGAUAAAGAUACAGAAUUAUGUGUCGACAAUUACAGCUAUUAUGGCUUGAUUUCGAGUCAAUUGUUUGACAAAUUUAUAGCCGAAGCAUCGGAAUCCGAUUUGGAAUUUAUACUCACGUUGCAUGUGAAUCUCACGCAGAAUUUAUCAUUUUUGUACAAUCGAUGCACAUCGCAGUCGAAUAUGCCAACUGCGCCACCCAUUCCAACCGGUGCCAACGGGUUUUUGAAAGCCCUACCUAGCAUGACACCAAAUAUAUCAACACGAGACCUAGCCCAAAUCGACUCGUACUAUCGCUCCCUGUGUCCGGUCUCAUCGAGCAUCGAACGUGAUCUUAGCUGCGAACACCUCGAAAAAAUCACAACGAACCGCAUUGGCAACGCGUCCUUGUAUCCAGCCAAAAAACGAACCAGUGUCGCAUAAAACGCCACAAGUUCGAAAGAAUGAAUGUUGUUCUUGUAUUAUUUUGCCAAGUGCACAUGUUAAAGAUUGAGAUUUAAAUGUCACAAAAGGUAACUACCAUUUCUGUCGUCGACAUGAAAUGUAGGUACUACAACAGAAGGAAUGGAAAAAAUCAAAUACACCAAAAUCAGGGAAGAGUUGUUUCUGCACACAAUUAUUUUUAUAUUCAGCAGAAACAAAACGCUUAGUUUGUAUAUUCGUUUUAAUGGCUAAUUUAUUUUAUUUAAACAAAACACACACACGAAAGUUAUCGAGUUAUUGCUUAUUUCUUUUUUUAUAACUUUUAUUGUUCAAUAGAGAAUGUAUACAUUCCGCUUCAGUUUGCUUCGUUGCAAGACCAAAGGCUUUCAAGCAAUUUCGUUGUUUUCUGCAUUAAUAAAAAAAAUCCCUCAUAUACUCCAUA